Messenger RNA from Microplitis mediator, 795 nucleotides. RefSeq names its product histidine-rich glycoprotein-like. The record is from RefSeq and is a predicted model, not a curated record. Lineage: Eukaryota; Metazoa; Arthropoda; Insecta; Hymenoptera; Braconidae. The coding region runs from base 1 to 795 and encodes 264 amino acids. The transcript has 5 exons.
AUGACCAUGCUCACGGAGACUAUCAUGACCAACAUGACCAUUAAUAUGGUGACCAUCAGGACCAUGAUCAUGGAUCAUCAGGACGAUGAUCAUGGUGAUCAUCAUGACCCUUAUCAUCGUGACUAUCAUGACCACGGUCAUGACCACACUCAUGGUCACCAUUAUGACCACAAUCACGGUGACCAUCAUAACCACAAUGAUGGUGACUAUCAUGGCCAUCACGACUAUGAUGAUGUUGACCAGCAUGACCAUUAUGACCAUGACGAUAAUGACCAUCACGACCAUGAUUAUGCCGACCAUCAAAACGAUCAUGACCAUGAUCAUGUGACUAUCAUGACCACCACGACUAUGACGAUGUUGACCAUCAUGACCAUUAUGACAAUGACGAAAAUGACCAUCACGACUAUGAUUAUGCCGACCAUGAUAACAAUCAUGACCAUUGAUUAUCAUGACCAUCAUGACCCUCAUCAUCGUGACUAUCAUGACCAUGAUCAGGGUGAUCAUCAUGCGCAUGAUCAUGUUCACGAUCAUGACGAUGAUUAUGAUGACCAUCAUGACCACGGUUAUGGUUACAAUCAUGGUGAUCAUCAUGACCACAAUCAUGGUGACCAUCACAACCAUGAUAAUGGUAAUCAUCACAACCAUCAUGACCAUGUUUAUAGUGACCAUCAUGAACAUUAUGGCCAUCUUCUUGGUAACCAUCAUGAGCAUGAUCAUGGUGACCUUCAUAACCAUGAUUAUAGUGACCAUCAUAACCAUAAUAGCGUAGAGUACAAGAGUCAAUCACGAGUUUAA